Messenger RNA from Prunus dulcis (almond), 1987 nucleotides. Its product is annotated as mediator of RNA polymerase II transcription subunit 15-like. The record is from RefSeq and is a predicted model, not a curated record. The transcript is spliced from 8 exons. Lineage: Eukaryota; Viridiplantae; Streptophyta; Magnoliopsida; Rosales; Rosaceae. The coding region runs from base 632 to 1987 and encodes 451 amino acids.
CUUCUUCACCCGUGCUUCACGUGGAUUUGGAGGAACAUAUCUCCUUCAAGUAAUUUGUGUUUGAUGUAGCUCACUUUAACAAAAAUUAGAGGGUGUGGAAACAACGAGAAGUGUGCUCUGUGGUAUAACACAGCAAUGCACGAGAUGGUGAAAGCAAAGGUCCAAGAGGCUGGCUUUUUGCCCUUUUUGUCGAUAUUGGGCCAUGGAAAGAAGGGGGAUAGGCCCUUACUUGUGGCCUUAGCUGAGAGGUGGUGGGACACUACCCACACAUUCCACUUCGAUGAAGUUGGAGAGAUGACAAUGACCCCGACGGACUUCUCGGCAAUCACAGGAUUGCGUGUUGGUGGGAAGCGUUUACAGUACGACAUGGAGAUGUACAAAAAUAAGAACAAGGUGGUCAAAUUGUUUGGGAAACCCAUUGCUGACCUGCUCGCAGGCGAGAGGAGAGUGCCGUAUGACAGCCUUUGCACCCCGUACUGGAACAAGCAUCCGAAGGAUGAUAAAGAAGCUGAUCAAAUUGCACGGGCUUUUAUAUUGUGCUUGAUUGGCUCAUCUUUCCUAAAUGAUAAGAGCCACUACGUGAGUAUGCACUACGCCCCCAGUUUGGAAAAAGUGUCCGACAUUGGUAAUUAUGACUGGGGGGGCGGCUUUGGCGUGCUUGUACAGAUCGAUGGAUUCUUGUUCGAGGGGCAGGUCAGCAAGCAUGGGCGGGUAUUGGAGGGCAUGGGAGGUAUGGGCUUGUGAGUAUCUAAAGCCAUUUGCUUUAUCAAGCCCAAGUGGGAGUGUGAACACGUGGCCCCGAACUUUGAGGUGGGUUGGUGCAAAAUCAAAACGCGACUUGCAGCAUCACUUGGAACCUUUUAGAGUGAUGAUGCGACAUCUAACCACUGAUCAGGUAAAUUGGAACCCUUGGGGGACCAAUGACUCCGAGCUGCCGGAAGAAGUACAAAAAACCGUGCCGGCAACUCGGAAACGAAUCCUCCUUGAGGGACCAGCUGGUUCAGCAUGGUUUUUGGGCGAGCGCGUAACAAUGCAAAGUUUAGGCACCCCAUCACCUCAAGUACCCAAAAUUCCACCGAGGACAAUGCUUGCCGAUUAUAAGCUCACUAAUGAGUCAGAAGUGGAGGAAGCAGUAAAUGGGUAUCCAGCUUCCGAAUGGGUUGCUCCUCGUUCAUCCGACUAUGCUGACUACAGAGAUGAGUACAUACGUUACCGCCACUACGACGACUUGCGUGAUGCGGAACCACAACAUAGUACUCCCGCAGGGGCCAAUGUACUUCCCCGCAUCUCUCCUCAGCCAUGGUUAGUGCGAAUACCGUGUUGGGCCAACCAAAAUGGAAGUAAAGUUGUGCAGAUACCCCGUGGCCAAGAUUGCUGCGUUAUACCAUUACCUGAUGGUGUAACGUAUGUCACUGCUGAAGCUGCAACAGAGCUUAUGGAGAUCAAUGCUGGGUUGAAUGCCGUACUAUUUUCAACAGCAUUGGAAGCAAGCAUAGAGAUCAGGCGCCUACGGGAAGAGAAUGAGCGAUUGAAGAACACAUCGGGAACAGGCAUUGCAAGUUCGGGCCUUGCUGAAGACGUGGUGGAACAGCGAACAGAACAUGAGUUUCGCACAAAAAUGCAACACGACACACGUAGAAAAGGAAAGACCAAAGUUGUGCUACCACAGGAGCAUGAAGAAGAUGCGGAAGAGGAAGAACAAGAGGAAGGAGAGGAAGAAGAGGAAGGAGAGGAAGAAGAGGAAGAAGAGGAAGAAGAGGAAGAAGAUCAGGAACAAGAUGAGGAGGAAGAGGAAGAAGAUCAGGAACAAGACGAAUCUUGGAUGGACGAGAAAGAGGUUGAGUCUGAGGAUGAGGAAGAGGAUGGCCAUGAGGAGGGGGCCACAUCUAAGGGUAAGCCGGAUGCAAAACAACACUCCACAGAAGAAAAUCGCAAGGGUGAGAAAAGUCUUCGUUCACGUAACCCAAAGAGAAAGAAAACGAAGUAA